UUAAAUGCCAAUGCUCUUUCUCCGAUCCGACAGAAAUGAACGCUUUCCCUUAAAUUCACAUAUUUUUAAUUAAAAAAAUAAAAAUAAAUUAUAAUUCGACAAUCCAACUUAACCCGCGCAGUUUUGCGAUGAAUUUUGGAGUUUCCACUUCCAUGGACGUUGCAAUCUCCACUCCGUCGCUUCACCUCUCCUUCAAGUCCACCGCUGCGAUCUCAUGUCAAGCUCCUAGAAGCCGGAAUGCGUAUUCCGCGAGCUUAUUUUUCGGUUCCCGCCGGUUUGGGAGAAGGAUCAUCUCUGUCAAAGCUGACCAGUCUUCUUCCAGAGCCACGGACUACGAUUUCAUCAUUGAAGACGUCCCUCACCUGACUGACUUUCUUCCCGACUUGCCGUCGUAUCCAAAUCCACUGAAAAACAGUCGGGCUUAUGCAAUUGUCAAGGAAACUUUUGUAAAGCCAGAAGAUUGCACAAAAAGUAAGAUUGUGGUUACAAAAGAUAGCACUAGAGGAGUUCAUUUUCGGCGAGCAGGUCCUCGUGAAAAGGUUUAUUUCAAGUCAGACGAGGUGCGUGCCUGUGUAGUAACAUGUGGGGGAUUGUGUCAUGGGAUUAACACAGUGGUUCGGGAGAUUGUCUGUGGCUUGAACUAUAUGUAUGGCGUUAAUGAUAUGCUUGGAAUUGAGGGAGGAUACAGGUUUUACUCAAAGAAUACAUUAAAGUUGACACCUAAAGUUGUCAACAAUGUCCACAAACAUGGUGGUACAUUUCUUCGUACUUCACGAGGAGGUCAUGAUACAAAUAAGAUUGUUGAUAACAUUCAGGAUCGUGGAAUAAAUCAGGUAUAUAUCAUUGGCGGUGAUGGUACUCAAAGAGGAGCAGCUUUAAUUUAUCAGGAAAUUGCAAAACGUGGUCUUCAAGUUGCUGUUGCUGGGAUCCACAAAACAAUUGAUAAUGACAUUGCUGUGAUAGACAAAUCUUUUGGGUUUGAUACUGCGGUUAAAGAAGCACAGAGGGCCAUUAAUGCUGCUCACGUUGAGGUUGAAAGUGUAGACAAUGGAGUUGGAAUCGUUAAACUUAUGGGUCGAUAUAGCGGUUUUAUUGCCACAAUUGCAACUUUGGCAAGUAGAGACGUGGAUUGUUGUUUGAUUCCAGAAUCACCAUUCUACUUGGAAGGGACAGGAGGGCUCUUUGAAUUUGUAGAACAGCGGCUUAAAGAGAAUGGGCAUAUUGUUAUUGUGUUAGCAGAAGGAGCAGGACAGAAUUAUAUAGCACAGGACAUGCAUGCAGUUGAGGAGAAAGAUGCGUCAGGAAGUAGAUUGCUACUAGAUGUUGGGCCGUGGUUAUCUCAAAAGAUUAAGGAUCAUUUUACUAAGGUUCAGAAGAUGGCAAUUAAUAUGAAAUACAUAGAUCCUACAUAUAUGAUUCGAGCUAUCCCCAGUAAUGCCUCGGAUAAUGUAUAUUGCACUCUUCUUGCUCAGAGUGCUGUCCAUGGUGCCAUGGCUGGAUACACUGGGUUUACUGUUGGACCCGUAAAUAGCAGACAUGCUUAUAUUCCAAUUGCUCGUGUUACGGAGACUCAAAACACAGUGAAGUUAACUGGCAGAAUGUGGGCAAGACUUCUUGCGUCUACCAAUCAACCUAGUUUCGUGACAAAUUAUGAGGCACUGAAAGAAAAAGCUGCUGAUAUCAACAACGUCGAUAUUUCUGCUCAGAUUUAAUGGCAGCAUCGAUAUUUCUGCUCAGAUAUAAUGGCCAUUAGUUAAAUUCAAACUGGACCAGUGUCGCAUCCAGGAUCUUUCAUGUUGCCAGUCAGUUUUGUUGGUCUGGCAAUUAGGAUUUUUAUGAGGCACAGACAUGGAGGAGACUCAUUGGGAAACCUUGUCUUCACUAAUGAGAUUUCCAGCCAUUUAAAGAGUAGAAUGCCAAAGAAUAUUCUUUGAUACGCAAUCUUAAUGGAGCUUGAAACAAUGACAAUUGGUUCUUGCAUUGUCUCCCUCACACUCAUCUCAUUAAGACAGCAGGGACCACUCCUUCAACAUGGACAAUUUCCUGUCUCUAUAUAUAUCGGUUUCAUUCUUUUUUUUUUUAGGGACAGGGCAGCUGCGAGAGUGAAAGAAAGGAAAGGGACAAUUCUGGGCCAAUGGAAGUGACUCAACUCUUCCAACCCAUUUUAUUACAUGUAAGGACAGGCGCAGCCUCUUUUUUGUCUGUUUCUUCAUUAAAUGAUUGCUGCUUCACACUUGAUACACAGACAGCUUCAAUUUUUUUUUUUUUUUUUUUUUUU
This is a messenger RNA of Benincasa hispida (wax gourd), 2278 nucleotides long. Its product is annotated as ATP-dependent 6-phosphofructokinase 4, chloroplastic-like. The record is from RefSeq and is a predicted model, not a curated record. Gene Ontology annotation, molecular function: 6-phosphofructokinase activity. Gene Ontology annotation, biological process: glycolytic process. NCBI's taxonomy places the organism in Eukaryota, Viridiplantae, Streptophyta, Magnoliopsida, Cucurbitales, Cucurbitaceae.